Molecule: messenger RNA, 919 nt
Organism: Rubroshorea leprosula
Lineage: Eukaryota; Viridiplantae; Streptophyta; Magnoliopsida; Malvales; Dipterocarpaceae
Source: the annotation of a GenBank genome assembly
GAAGUUUGGAAAAAUGAACUUCUCUUCCUUCCCCAAUCUUGUUCGCCUUAAUCUUAGCCAUCAAGGACUCUAUGGGAGCAUCCCACCUCAAAUUGGUGAUCUUACAAGACUCGAGCACCUUAAUCUGUCCAACAACGAUCUAACAGAAAUAUGGAACUUGAAGAGUCUUGUAGCCUUAGACAUGAGCGAUUGCUCCCUCAAUGGUCCAAUCUCUUCCAACAUCAGUCAUUUAACCAAUCUGGUUUCUUUGUCUCUUGCAAACAAUCAAAUCAAUGGAUCCAUACCUUCAGAAAUGGGAAAUUUAAAGAACUUGGUUUCUCUGGAUCUAUCUGGAAACUUGUUUGUGGGUCUAAUACCACCCCGUCUUGGACAAUUAACCAGUUUGACAUUUCUAGAUCUCAGUUUCAAUUCAUUUAGUGGCUCCAUCCCUAGAGAAUUUGGGGAAUUGACGAAUCUCACUGAUCUCCGCAUGAAUCUUUGCGAACUCGUUGGUCCGCUCCCUCCAACUUUGGGUCAAUUGACAAAUUUGAGAUACUUGUUUCUUUAUGGGAAUCAAAUCAAUGGCUCCAUCCCUUCGGAAUUGACAAACCUUAAGAACUUGAUUGGUUUGUAUCUUUUGCAAAACAGUUUAGGGGGCACAAUCCCACCAUCUUUGAGUCUCUUGUCCAAUUUGAGGAUCCUGUACCUUAGAACAAAUUCUUUUGAGGGCUCCAUCCCGCCAAACAUAGGAAAUCUAAGAAUUGGAUCUUAGUAAUAACAAAAUAACCGGUCAUAUCCCUUCAUCUCUGUCUCAUUUGUCCAAUUUGCGGCGUUUGUAUCUUUAUGAAAACAGUUUAAUAGGUCAAAUCCCUCCAUCUCUGGGUCUCUUGUCCAAUUUGUCAAAUUUGGAUCUUGAUUCAAAUAACUUGGAUGGUUCUAU